Papaver somniferum (opium poppy) is the source of this 1849-nucleotide messenger RNA. Its product is annotated as zinc finger BED domain-containing protein DAYSLEEPER-like. Bases 443 to 1186 code for a protein of 247 amino acids. Gene Ontology annotation, molecular function: DNA binding; protein dimerization activity. The record is from RefSeq and is a predicted model, not a curated record. The transcript is spliced from 3 exons. NCBI's taxonomy places the organism in Eukaryota, Viridiplantae, Streptophyta, Magnoliopsida, Ranunculales, Papaveraceae.
CAUUGUUGAAACUUUAGGAAUGUCUGGUCUGAAAAAGGGUAUUCGGCAAGACGUAAAGACAAGGUGGGAUUCCACUUCUAUUCUGUUAUAAAUUACAAAGUUGGAGAAUUGUAUAAUUUGUAUUAAUGUUUUUUUAGAUACUCACUGAAUGUUUGUUUUAUGCAGGUGGAAUUCAACUUAUCUUAUGUUAGACAGUUGUAUCUUGUAUAAGCCAGUUUUCUCUCAUUUGAAGUUGGUGGAUUCAGACUAUGAAGACUGUCCAACUAAUGAAGAAUGAGAACAAAUUGAAGUAGUCACAAAGUUUCUCAAGGUGUUUCAUGAACUCACAAAGGUUUUUUCUGGUAGUAAGUAUCCUACUUCCAAUCUGUAUUUUGAAAGAAUUUGUCAAGUUCAGGUGUUACUAAAGAAAGAGAGCAGAAGUAAUAUUGAAUUCAUUAGGAACAUGGUAAAAGAGAUGCAAGCAAAAUUUGAUAGUUACUGGAAGGAGUUGAGUCCUAUAUUAGCUAUGGCAGUUGUGUUAGAUCCUAGAUCGAAAAUGAAUUUUGUGAAAUUUACUUACUCCAAGUUGUAUCCUGAUGAGAGAGAAUUAGAAUGUCAAGUUAAUAAAGUGCAUAGUAAUAUAAAAGCACUUUUUAAUGAGUAUUACACCUUGUCAAGUUCAAGAGCUUCCAACAGUUGUGCAGCUGCUCAGAAUUUGAGUGUUCAAAAUGGUGGGAAUUUUGCUGCCCAAGAAGGGAGUGAUUUUUUUCAGGAAUAUGUUGCAACACAGGAACGUGGUGGUAAUGUAUUAACUGACUUGUCAGAGUUAGAUGAAUAUCUUGGCGAGACGUACAGAGGUUGUCUAAAUUCACUAGACAUCCUAAACUAUUGGAAGAACCAUGAACAACAAUAUCCAGUACUUUCAAGAAUGACAGGGGAUAUUUUGUCAAUUCCUAUUUCAACCGUCGCACCGGAAUCUGCAUUUAGCAUUGGAGGAAGGGUGAUUGAUCGAUUUCGCAGUUCCUUAUUACCUGAAAAUGCUGAGGCGUUAAUAACAACUCGUGAUUGGGAAUAUGGAAUUGGAAAAGAAGAUAUGGAUGAGGACAAUGUGAUCGUUGAAGAAGAUAUAUUAGGAUUUGAACCUGACGCAGUGGAGGAUGGGGCAGUGGAGGAUGUGGAGGAAGUAAGUUCUUAUGCGUCUAGUUAGUAUGCGUACUUCUUCAAUAUAAAGCAGGGUAAUUAUGCAAAUUCCAUGUUUUUGACUUGAAUCUUUUUUUUGUUUGGUUUAUUUUUUCUUGAAAUUACAGAUUCAUAUUGAAUAGUUGGAGCAACUCAAAGAUAAACAUGGAAUAUGAGAAUGUUUUAUCACUUACCAGUAUCUCCAAAUAUUGCAUAGAAAAGAGAUUGGAGAUGUUUUUUUGAUAGUUAACACUUAUUUUGAUUAACCACACAAUAUAUAUUUUGUGCAGGAAGUGGUUAUUAAUAUUGUGAUAUUGUCGCACUUGGUGAUACAAAUUAGAAACAAUGGUAUCUACAGUCUCGAUCUCGGAAGUUUAUUUUCAUUAUUUAUCAAUUAUCAUCAUGAACUGAUGAAGUAUUGCGUAACUGUAACUAAAGUACUUAAGUACUAAAGUAAACUACUAAUGACUAGUAAAGUAAGUCUAGUAUGAAUGCAUGAUACUAUGAUAGUAUCUGUGUGACUGUGUCUGUGUUUCUUUAAGAAGACUAAUUUGUUUAGUUUUGCAAUUUUGAGUUUUUGAAUUGAUAUACCAAAUGAAUUGGAUGAAUGUUAGAUACUUAGGUUGUAGCUUGUAGGAAAGGAACUUUAGAUGCCCUGAAUGUGGAAGGAAAUAGCCCAGAAAUCGAUUUC